Molecule: messenger RNA, 1427 nt
Organism: Quercus lobata
Lineage: Eukaryota; Viridiplantae; Streptophyta; Magnoliopsida; Fagales; Fagaceae
Product: aldose 1-epimerase-like
Exons: 5
Coding region: 255-1319 (354 amino acids)
Biological process (GO): glucose metabolic process; beta-D-galactose catabolic process via UDP-galactose, Leloir pathway
Molecular function (GO): aldose 1-epimerase activity; carbohydrate binding
Source: RefSeq, a predicted model, not a curated record
CAGUCUUUGAAUUAUUAUUAUUUCAGUCGUUGACAGCUGAAAUCAAUCCUGUUCGUACCUUUCAUCUCUUUCUAGCACAAACAUUAUCCUAACUUUGUACAUGUAUAUAUUCCUAUCAAGCCUUCAGCUAUUUGAUCCUAAAAACAAAAACAAAAAAAACAAAAACCAUUCAGCUAUUCAUUAGGAGAAAAACUAAAAGAUUUUCUCCUAAAAAAAAAAAAGAGAAAAAAAAGAAAAGACCACUGUCUGAAAACAUGGCCAAGAUCAUUGUGCUAUGCUGUUUAAUCAUUCUUGCUGCAUUUGGAUCUGUCAAUGCGCAAAAAAUUGGGUUCUAUGAGCUGCGAAAGGGUAAUAUCACUUUGAAAUUCACCAACUGGGGUGCAGCUAUUGUCUCCGUCAUUCUUCCUGACAGAAAUGGAAAGCUGGCUGAUGUUGCUCUUGGGUUUGAUUCAAUUCAGGAAUACGAGACGAAUAAACGAAACUUUGGCGCUGUUGUUGGACGAGUUGCUAACAGAAUUAAAGGCGCUCAGUUUACUCUGAAUGGAACGGUUUAUAAACUAAUUGUUAAUGAUGGAACAAAUAACACAAUUCAUGGUGGUCCUCAAGGAUUUGCUCAUGUUGUUUGGAACGUGACAGCGCAUAGUAAUGUAGGUCAUACUCCUUACAUUGUUUUCACCUAUCACAGCAUUGAUGGUGAUCAAGGAUUUCCUGGUGAUCUCCUUGUCACUGUCAGAUAUGCACUCAUUCGACACAACCUAUUUAGUAUCACAAUGAAAGCCGUAGCUCUAAACAAGCCUACUCCAGUGAAUCUGGCACAACAUGUAUACUGGAACCUAGGUGGCCACGACAGUGGAGAUAUUCUGUCUAAUGUGAUCCAGAUAUUCGGAUCCCAGAUCACAGCUCUUGAUAGCGAAUUUAUUCCCACCGGAAAAUUUGAACCAGUGAAAGGAACACCUUAUGAUUUCCUUGAACCACGCCCGAUUAAAAGCAAGAUCAAUGGGCUAGCUAAAGGUUAUGAUAUCAACUAUGUGCUUGAUGGUGGUGUUGGCAACAAGUUGAAGAGGGUAGCAGUGGUUCAUGAUCCAAAGUCAGGAAGGGUGUUGGAGCUGUCAGCAAGUGCUCCUGGUGUGCAGUUUUUUACAGCGAACUCUCUAAAUAUGACGGGAAAAGGAGGAUUUGGGUACAAACCACACGCAGGACUAUGUUUGGAGACACAAGCAUUCCCUAAUUCAGUCAACCAACCCAAUUUCCCUUCCACUAUUGUGAGCCCUGGAAAGCCUUAUGAGCAUAACAUGCUCUUCAAGUUUUCAACCAAUUAAACCUCCAUCUGAUUAGUCCAAUGUAAUAAGGUUUGUAAACGACUAAAUUUUGAUUUUGAAAUAAAAUCAAAUGAGUAAAAUAGUUUUACAACCGUGAAUUUGUAUUGA